Molecule: messenger RNA, 2215 nt
Organism: Megalopta genalis
Lineage: Eukaryota; Metazoa; Arthropoda; Insecta; Hymenoptera; Halictidae
Product: annexin B11
Cellular component (GO): vesicle membrane; cytoplasm; plasma membrane
Molecular function (GO): calcium ion binding; phosphatidylserine binding; calcium-dependent phospholipid binding
Source: RefSeq, a predicted model, not a curated record
ACUAGGAAAAGGAUCUGUUUGGUAAACUUACAGGUUGAAACGUCAGCACUUUCUGACCGUAGAUUGUGACGUCAAUAACCGGUUGUUAACCGAUGCUUAACAAUUACAUGGUUUUUUUGUUCUCCCACUACGGCGAAAUGUGCGUCACAUCAUAGACCACUGUCACAGUCACACAUAUGUCAUUAAUAUAACACGGAACCAAUAUCUAUACAAUAGAAUUCUGUGAAAGCUUAGUGUUUCGUAACAAGUGUGCAAAUUUACAACAGGGGCGUCGCUUCCUUCCUUGACUUUAUUGUUUCAACUUUAUUCGAAGAAUAUUCUGUCUCUCAAGAAUUUUCGUGAUUAAAAUAGAAAAAUGAGUUACGGGUAUCAAGGACCACCGAUUCAGUUUCCUGGACAACCGCCAACAUCGUUCGGAGCUCCGCCAGGUACACCCUCUGCUCCUGGUGCUAUGCCUUAUCCCCAAACUGGCAACAUAGGUUUCCCUAACGCUCCUCCUAUGUCCUUUGGAAUGCCAAUGCCUUAUGCUCCUUAUGAAUGCUCUACUACAACCCAGUCAAAUCAACCUAUGCCUGGACAAUGUCCUCCUCUACCACCCAGAGGACCUUCGAUGCCUAUGCCUCAGUCUGUCCCUUAUCCGACACAGCAAGCACAUACAAUAUAUACCAGCCACAUCUCUCCAUCCUCGCAUCAACCAAACUAUAAUAUAUAUCCAAGUCUCCAGCGUGCACCUGAGGCAAGAGAAGCUUUCAAUAGCCCUUCCCCUUAUCCUUCUGCUCCUAACGUUUCUGCGAACAAUGCAAGCUUCUAUCCAGGCGGAAGUUAUUCCGGGGGGCAGGCUACUUAUUCUCUAUAUGGAGGCAAACCUGCUUCUCCUCAACAUUCACGCCCAGCCCCCCGAAGAGAUCAAUUUACGCCCAAGUUAUCUCCCACUGUUGUGCCCUGCAAUGAUUUCGAUCCAAGGGCUGAUGCGGAAGCUUUGAGGAAGGCUAUGAAGGGAUUUGGGACCGAUGAGAAGACCAUCAUUAGUAUAUUAACUGAUCGCAUUAAUUUGCAGCGUCAAGAGAUCGCUGUACAAUUCAAAACCUUAUAUGGAAAGGAUCUUCUCAAGGAUUUGAAGUCCGAGUUAUCAGGCAAUUUUGAAAAAUUAAUUCUCGCUAUGAUGAUGCCGCUGCCACAAUACUACGCAAAGAAUUUACAUGACGCAAUGGCCGGUGUUGGUACGGACGAGUGCGUGCUUAUCGAGGUUCUUUGUACCAUGUCCAAUCAUGAGAUUCGUGUUAUUAAACAGGCUUACGAAUUAAUGUACGGGAGAUCGUUGGAAGAUGAUCUGAGAGAUGAUACAUCCGGAAACUUCAAACGUUUAAUGGUAUCACUAUGUUGUGCUAACAGAGAUGAGUCAUUCGAUGUGGAUCCCGAUGCCGCAAUAGAAGAUGCCAAAGAAUUACUCAGAGCUGGUGAACUACAAUUUGGUACCGAUGAGUCAACGUUCAACGCCAUUCUCGUUCAGAGAAACGUACCACAAUUGAGACAAAUAUUCCAAGAAUACGAUAACAUAACUGGACACACUAUUGAAACUGCUAUCGAAAAUGAAUUUUCUGGCGACAUUAAGAAGGGCUUACUUGCUAUUGUAAAAUGCGUAAAGAAUCGGCCUGGCUUCUUUGCUGAACAAUUAUAUAAGAGUUUGAAGGGCAUCGGCACCGACGAUGACCAUUUGAUCAGAUUGGUCGUCACUCGUAGCGAAGUGGAUAUGGGCGAGAUCAAACAAGCCUUCGUGCAACAGUAUACUGAAACACUGGAAGACUAUAUCAAAGGUGACUGUUCAGGCCACUACAAGAAAUGCCUUUUGGCCCUAGUAUCUUAAAUAAACUGCGUCAACAAUGGAUUAAACAAAUGGUCAAGGUAUACCUAAUUGUUAAAUAUUCGAUAAGAUACAUUCGUGUCUACUACUUCGUUUUAUUCAUGAAUAUUAAUGUCGUGAGCAUUUCAUGUUGAAACGUUUUUAUGAAUAUAAGGUUCCUAUAUGCAUAAAAUAUUUUAUUGCCAAUGUUUACACAUAAUGAAUCUCACAAGCUUUCAUGUACCUUGAGAGAAACUUCAAUUAUUAUACCAGUUAUAUAAAUCUGAAUUCUAUUUUAUAAAUGCUUAUAUACAUAUGUACCUAAACAAAUGAUGAGAAUAAAGUAUAAGAAAACUCUCACGAAAAAACACUGCA